This is a messenger RNA of Onychostruthus taczanowskii (white-rumped snowfinch), 3863 nucleotides long. It is a transcript of the gene PPP4R3B, whose product is annotated as protein phosphatase 4 regulatory subunit 3B. The record is from RefSeq and is a predicted model, not a curated record. Gene Ontology annotation, cellular component: protein phosphatase 4 complex; nucleoplasm. Gene Ontology annotation, biological process: protein dephosphorylation; DNA damage response. NCBI's taxonomy places the organism in Eukaryota, Metazoa, Chordata, Aves, Passeriformes, Passeridae. Gene Ontology annotation, molecular function: protein phosphatase activator activity.
CGUCCCGUCGGCGGCGCGGCGGCAGCGGGCGGCCGCCGUAGCCCCUGCGAGGGGAGCCCGUGCCCGGGCGGGGAGGAAGAGAAAGGCGGCCCGAGCCGGGUUACAAGAUGGCGGCGGCGCUGUAGUAGCUGCUGAGGCGGAGCGGCGCCAGCGAGGCCCGGGCCGGGGCGCGGCGGCGCUGACUCGCCAUGGGAAGCGGCGCGUUAAAGGCCCCGCGGUGCCCCUGAGCGGCCCGGCGGCCCCGCUUGCUCCCCGCCGCCCUCGCUCCAUCGCCCCCGCGGAGGCGGAGCGGGCCCGGGGCUGCACCAUGUCGGACACCCGCCGGCGGGUGAAGGUCUACACGCUCAACGAGGAUCGGCAAUGGGACGACAGGGGCACCGGGCACGUCUCCUCCAGCUACGUGGAGCGGCUGAAGGGGAUGUCGCUGCUGGUGCGCGCCGAGUCGGACGGUUCACUACUGUUAGAAUCGAAGAUAAAUCCAAAUACUGCAUAUCAAAAACAGCAGGAAGACGAGAAGUUUUUAUCAGAAGUUUUUGCACAGUUGACAGACGAAGCUACAGACGACGACAAACGGUGUGAACUGGUCAACUUCUUCAAGGAAUUUUGCGCCUUUUCUCAGACGUUACAACCUCAGAACAGAGAUGCGUUCUUCAAAACUUUGGCAAAGUUGGGAAUUCUUCCAGCUCUUGAAAUUGUAAUGGGAAUGGAUGAUCUGCAAGUUAGAUCUGCUGCUACAGAUAUAUUUUCUUAUCUGGUAGAAUUUAGCCCAUCCAUGGUCCGAGAAUUUGUGAUGCAAGAGGCCCAGCAAAGUGAUGAUGACAUCCUCCUCAUCAAUGUGGUCAUCGAGCAGAUGAUCUGCGACACAGAUCCGGAGCUGGGGGGAGCUGUUCAGCUAAUGGGGCUGCUGAGAACUCUGAUUGACCCAGAGAAUAUGCUAGCCACAGCCAAUAAAACAGAAAAGAGUGAAUUUCUCAAUUUCUUCUACAACCAUUGUAUGCACGUUCUCACUGCUCCGCUUCUGGCCAAUACAUCAGAAGAUAAAUGUGAAAAAGAUGCAGUAGUUGGAUCCACUAAGAGUAAUACAAUUUGUCCUGAUAAUUACCAAACAGCACAACUACUUGCCUUAAUUUUGGAGCUGCUUACUUUUUGUGUGGAACACCACACAUAUCACAUCAAGAAUUACAUUAUGAACAAAGAUUUGCUAAGAAGAGUGCUGGUAUUGAUGAAUUCAAAACACAUCUUAUCAGAUGCAGUAGUUGGAUCCACUAAGAGUAAUACAAUUUGUCCUGAUAAUUACCAAACAGCACAACUACUUGCCUUAAUUUUGGAGCUGCUUACUUUUUGUGUGGAACACCACACAUAUCACAUCAAGAAUUACAUUAUGAACAAAGAUUUGCUAAGAAGAGUGCUGGUAUUGAUGAAUUCAAAACACACAUUUCUGGCCUUGUGUGCUCUCCGCUUUAUGAGGAGGAUAAUCGGGCUGAAAGAUGAAUUCUAUAAUCGUUACAUCACCAAGGGAAACCUCUUUGAGCCAGUUAUCAACGCCCUGCUGGACAACGGCACGCGGUACAACCUGCUCAACUCUGCUGUGAUUGAGCUCUUCGAGUUCAUCAGAGUGGAAGAUAUUAAGUCCCUUAUUGCACAUAUAGUUGAAAACUUCUAUAAUGCACUUGAAUCUAUUGAGUAUGUUCAGACGUUCAAGGGACUGAAGACAAAAUAUGAGCAGGAGAAGGACCGACAAAGCCAGAAGCUGAACAGUGUCCCAUCCAUAUUGCGUAGCAAUAGAUUCCGCAGGGAUGCCAGAGCCUUGGAGGAGGAUGAAGAAAUGUGGUUCAAUGAAGAUGAAGAGGAAGAAGGCGAAGCUGUUGUACCUCCAGUUGAGAAGUCAAAACAGGAGGAUGAUUUUCCAGAUAGCUAUGAGAAAUUUAUGGAAACUAAAAAAGCUAAGGAGAGUGAAGACAAAGAGAAUCUUCCAAAAAGGACUUCAGCUGGGGGAUUCAAAUUCACUUUUUCCCACUCAGCCAGCGCAGCCAACGGUGCGAACGGCGCAAACAGCAAAUCCGUGGCAGCUCAGACAUCACCAGCGAGCUCCAACGGCUCCUCUUCCAAGAACACGGCCCUGAGCCCGGCGGUGCCAGCCCCCAAGGGAAGUCUAGUUGGGCUAGUGGAUUAUCCUGAUGAUGAAGACGAUGACGAAGAGGAGGAGACAUCUCCAAGGAAAAGACCUCGUCUGGGUUCAUAAAAGAAACCAAAACUUUGGAAUAAGAACUUUUAUUAUGGGGUUUCAAAUGCUGCAACUGUUUUAAGAGCUAAAAAGAAUCUGAAUCAGAAAGCUUUCUCCCAUGAGUAUAUAAGAUAAUACAAGGAGUAGCAAAAGAAACUCGGUGUAUCAGCUAGAAAGGGUUAGUUCUGUAAACACAAAUCUUCCAAGGAACUUAAUGUCUUUCUAGAAAGUAAGGAGUCUGCCAUUCAGGCUGUCAAAAAAAAAAGAAAAAUUUUAAAAAAAGGUGGGUUAGUAUUCUCAGAACCUGGAUGAGGGCUUCUCAGCAAGGAAAGUCUCAGGUGUUGGGAGGGAAAGGGGGAGGGAAAGGUAUGGUAACACUUUUUAAAAAAUAUUGCAGGGUUUCCCCAUUGUUUAACAGAACUAGGAAAAAAAAUUCAAACUUAAAUUUUGAACCCAGUAAUCUUAAUUUUGUAAUGGUGCUGUCAGUUGUGUUCUUUUAGCAAUGCCUCUUUUAAAAAAAUUUUAAGGGAAAACUAACUCUGUUUGCAUAAGAACAAUCCAUAUUUUGGGACCAUUUAUUACCAACUAAACUGCAUUUCUCGUGAUUGGAGGGAGGGACACUGCAGUUGUAGUGCAUGUUGAGUUGUUUCAAACAGUUAAAAUAAGUUUUAAUUUGUAUUUUCCAAGAGGAGAGAAUGGAAGCUGGAUUCAAAAUGGAAGGUUUUGCUUGUUUUGUCAGUGAGACGUCCAGAAAUAUCUAUGCCAAGGAGCAGUGGCUUCCCAAGGGUCUGCAGGAGCUGCUUGUGUCAUGGUGGGGCUGCACCUGGCACAUCCCUCAGCUGUUGGUUCAGGUUGGGAAGAGCCUGAAUUCCAACGUGCCCCACGGUGCUCCAGGGCUGCCUCCUCUUGGAGCAGCUGUUUCCCUGUUUGGGAGCUGCAUGGUUGAGGUGGGAAUAAGAAACACACAGGUUUUUCAUAGAGAUGGACUGAGCAGCAUUUUAACAGCAAAGGCAGUUUGGACCAAGCCAGGGUUAUUGCCAGGAGAACACCUCGAGGGCUUGGAGGCGGAAUCCACAAGCAGCACCUGAACCUGGGGUGGUACAAAAGCUGCUUUUUUAAAACACAAAAGCACAUUCCACAUAGGUGAGUGAACUGUGACAGGAACAGGGGAGUUCAUGGCAAGGUGACAGAGGCAAACAGUCCAGGUUUUAUUUUUAAGAGCAGCACAUGAACUGUAAAUAUUUUAAUGUUAGUUUGCCCAUAUGUGAUCUGAGAUCAUGACUGAGUGAGAGGAGAUUUCCCAGCGACUGUGUCAGAGAUGUUAAAGAUGGAACCAGCUGCAAUCCACCACAUAGAUCACUCUUGUAAUACGUGUUAUGGGUCCAUUUCUCCUGGAAUAGUUUAAACUGAAGCAGUUUCUCUGUUUUGGAGAUUUUUGUAGUUAGUUUUAAUUUUAGCUCUUGUUUGGAAAAGAUGGGCUGUCUGUGUAGAUAUGAAGUAUAGUUUUUUCCAUAAAACAGAAGUUUAUUUUGUAUUAAAGAUACCACUGUACUUGUUUUACACCAUUUGUAUACAUGUGGUGAUAUUAAUGCUGAACUGUAAAAUUCAGGAAUUAAAAUGUGACCCUGUAAUUCCAUAA